Apis laboriosa (Himalayan honeybee) is the source of this 1357-nucleotide messenger RNA. RefSeq names its product F-box only protein 28 (gene pall). Gene Ontology annotation, biological process: protein polyubiquitination. The coding region runs from base 129 to 1226 and encodes 365 amino acids. Gene Ontology annotation, molecular function: protein binding. The record is from RefSeq and is a predicted model, not a curated record. The transcript is spliced from 3 exons. Lineage: Eukaryota; Metazoa; Arthropoda; Insecta; Hymenoptera; Apidae.
CUCUAGUUGCAACUGCACCAUUUUUAUUCUAUUGCAUUAACUAGAAAAGAAAUAUAAUUUAGUAUUAUUUUAAAAAUUUUAUUCAAGUGAAAGUAUUAAGAAUUUAAUUACAAAAUAAAAACAGUGAUAUGUUGCAACUAAUAAAUCUUCCAGAUAUUGUUUUAGAGACAAUUUUGUCUAACCUUACAUACGAUGAAAUUUCUCGAUAUAGAAUUGUUUGUAAACAAUUUGAUCGAAUAUGUAAAAAAUUAUUAAACCGAGGUUUUAAUUUAAUGGAAAAAUAUCACGCACAAUGUUUGCGUGCAGUAAAAAGUCAAUUACCACGAAGGGAAUCGGAAAGAAGAAGUCAUCCUUUAGCACGUCAUUGUGAUAUAUUAACAGCAAUUGAAACAAGAAUAUCUAUGUUAUCUAUGACUUUUAUAAAAUAUGUGGAUCUUAAUUUAUGCUGUUUUAUUCCUGGAAAGGUAAUUGAUGAAAUUUUUCGAGUCCUUCGUUUGAUUCGAGAUUCUAAAACUCCACCUAGAGCUCAUGAAAUACUUCAAGAAUUAAGAGAUAUUAGUAGCAUGGCUAUGGAACAUUUUGAUGAAAAAAUUUUACCAGAUUUGAGACAUAGUAUUUGUACUUCAGUUGUUAGUAAUGUAGGUCCUUAUGAAUUGCCAAGUGGAAGUUUAAUGAUUUCUCAUCAUACUACAAAUUCAAAUAAUGCAACACUGCCACAUAAUUUUAGUUCAGAAAAAUUGAAUCAAACUUUUAAAAAAAUUUAUUGUCGUACUAAAAUGAAUAAAUUAUCUGUUCUAUCUAUGAAAGGUCAAAUUAGUAGAAUGAAACUUCGAAUAAAAAGACAAAGUUUUCAAAUGAGAUUGCAAACUUUAAAAUUGCAAGAACAAGCAAAAAAAAUACAUGAUCAAGAUACACAAUUAGCAGAAAUGAGAAAACAUCUUGAAGAAUGGGAACAAAAAAUGGUUGAUUUAACAGCUGAACUAAGUCGUGCUAGAGAAGAAACUCAAAAACCUGAUUCUAUAGAAACUUGUAAAAGAAAACAUAUAGAUAUGAUUAAUCAAAGAGAAACUGAUUCAUUACAAACAAAAGAACUACAAGCAAAAAAACGUAAAUUAAUAGUAGAAAGAAUAUCAUCCAAUGAUGCAAAAGAUGUCAAAUUUAAAAAAUUUAUGACUGAUCUUCUUGCAGGUAAUACUAUAGAAGCAUAUCCCUCAACUUCACAUUAACUUACUAUAUGUACAUAUUGGAGUUGUAUAUCAAAGCAAAAUUAUUCUAUGUGUAUUUUGCAUUUUUUGUGUUACAACUGAAUAAAUUUAAAUGUUUAAGCUUUUUAUAUAUUAAAAUCAAAUUUUAUAUG